GUUAUAACAACACAGAUUGGAAAAUUAUUUAAAAUCAGCCCCUUUGUGAGCUUUUUUUCUCGUUUUAUAUUGAGAAUGUGUAUAUUUAUGUGAUAAUAGAUAAUGUCAGUAUUGAGUUUGCUUCCAGAAGAUAAACGAAAAGAUCUCAGCGCCAGAAAGGAGUCAGUGGCGAGCGUGUACAGCAGCAAUUCGCGACUGAACCUACUGAGUAAACGCAAGCGCAUGGUGCCGGCGGGCGCAGCGGGCAUGGCGGGUGGCGUGUCGGGCGACCGCUACGUGACGCAGCGCGUACUCUCCGCCAAGACGCACCGCGUCAAGCAGCUUCAGAACCAACUGGCAGACGCGCAUUAUCAUCUGCAGGAACUCAGUAAUGAGAAUAGAGUGUUGCGAGCUAUGCAGAAAAAACAAGAAAUAGCACUGCAAAGAUACGAGAACUCUAACGCGGAGUUGCCUCAAGUGCUGAACUCGCACACGGAGGAGAUGCGCGUGCAACAAGUGCGCUACAAGCAGCUCCGCGCUCAGCACAAGGAGACCGUCGCCAGGCUCAAGGAACGUGAUGCUCAGCUGCAGCAGCUGCGUGACGAGCACCAGCAUCUGCUAGACCUCACUAAAGACAAGAACCUGUUGGAACGCGAGAAGCUGCAGGCCCAGGUGAACGAGCUGUCGCUGAAGGUGCAGCAGCAGGGCGAGACCAUCAGCCUGCUGCAGCGGCGGCUAGCUCUCGAGGCCAAGAACUUCCGGCACCAGCUGCAGGCCGAGGUCAACAAGCACAAGGAUACACGCCACGACCUCGACAUCGCCAUCAGCAAUGCUGACAAGUUAUCCACCAUAAUUGAGAUGAAAGAGAAGAUGCUCAGUACUGCAGCGAGCCGCGGUGUGAAGUCUCCAGUGAAAAGCAGCUCCUCUAUGAUUCUGACGCGUCCUCAGAGCAAGACCAGCAAGGUCGGCCAGGAAGCCAACACAUAUAGACCAAACGACGAACGCCAUAAUGUUGAUCAAAGUGCCCUCGGGAAACUGUGCGAAAAUUCACGAUCCGUUAGCAGCGCGUUAUCCCAAGACGACGAGACAAGUUCCUCGACUGAACCGAGGACCCGAUAUAUCCAAAGCCGUAGCAGUUCCACAGGUCCCAAGUCAACACCAAAUCCUACUAGAAAAAAUUCAAAAGGUUCCGACGAUAUCACUGAAAUUUCCAAGACCAUUCAAGAUGGUAUGGCCGACUUGGCUAUCUCAGACGAUGACACUCUUAGAAAUUGCUCGCCGGAAGAAAUGCAACAGAAAAUGGAGAUCCUUAAAGCGGAUCUCUUGAAAAAAAUUAAAAAUAACGAAGACCCAAUAUCGAGAAGAAACAGCGCCUUGAGAAGGAAGUCCACCGAGGAAUCUAUUGAAGAGCAAAUCGAAAUGGACGAAGAACGACCUAAGUCUAGAGGUCGGAGAAAUUCUAAUGUGUCUUUUUAUGAAAACAUUACGAUAGAAGAAUCUAAUACCAGCAUAGUUGUGCACGAUUUUGCGUCAGGAGACGCCAGCAAAAAGACUAAACGCGAAACUAGCGGAAAGGACAAAAAACCACCAGCCAAACCAAUAGAAACUUACUGCAAAGAUAUUAUGCAAGACCUGGAGAAAAGUAGCAAAGUUAUCGAUAGUCAUAUUAAACAGUUUAAUAGUACAAAACUGGAAAGCGAUAAAUUGGUCGAACAGUUGUUUGCUGUUGACAAAAUAAACGAUUUGGUUAAUUCUGACAGAGAUAUACCUGAAGAGGCACUCUCUGAACUGAACAAUAACUUUAAAUUACUAACGGACCAAGUUUUGUCGGAAGGAGCACCAGUCGCUCGAAAACGAUCGUUGGGAGGUCGUAGAAAUGCGCGAAUGGAAUCUAAAUCCAAUCUCCUUGGAGACGCUAAUAUGUCCAAUCAAGAACUGUUAGAUGAUUUACUAGGAAAGAAAUGACAAAUACUUCGUGCUUGAUGCAUGAUUUUAAUUAGUGAUUGAGCGAGGAAAUGAUCAUUUUUUAUGUAAUUUUUAAAAUUGACGUGAUAUAUUUAUUUGAAGUAAUCAUGGAUUGAAUUUAUGUAUAUGAUUUGUUUGGCGAUGUGCUGCGUGGUGGUUUUACUGAUUUUGGAUUUUUUAAUCUAAUGAACUUGGAGUUUAAACCAUAUCAAAAUAUUGAAUGGUAUAAACCGAAACUCCCAGAACUUAUCAAUAAAUAUUAUGAAGGUAUGUUCAAUUGAAAAACCUCUAUUUAACAAAAAAACGAAUGCACAGAUUUUACACUUUUAUGAUAAAAUAUUUUUGUAAAAAUUGAUGCAAACCAAUAACUACACAACCUUACUCUUAAGAGUUUGUUGAUCCGCGAAGUUUAUUAUUGAGAGUCCGUUCAGAAGGAAUCAAUAGAUUCACGCAAGAAAAACUUAAUUCAGAUUUCCUUUGUCACAUUGCCGAAGGUUCAUAGUAUGUGAUAGAUUGUACAUAUGUUUCAUUUCCUAAGUGAUAGUUUUGGCCAUAAAUAUUUAUAAUAAAUAGUCUUGAGCUGUCAAAUUGUGUUGGUAAUUAUAAUAAAUUUAUAUUUUGAUA
This is a messenger RNA of Papilio xuthus (Asian swallowtail), 2568 nucleotides long. Its product is annotated as lebercilin. Gene Ontology annotation, cellular component: axoneme. Gene Ontology annotation, biological process: intraciliary transport. The coding region runs from base 103 to 1944 and encodes 613 amino acids. The transcript is spliced from 7 exons. Lineage: Eukaryota; Metazoa; Arthropoda; Insecta; Lepidoptera; Papilionidae. The record is from RefSeq and is a predicted model, not a curated record.